Molecule: messenger RNA, 1742 nt
Organism: Melanotaenia boesemani (Boeseman's rainbowfish)
Lineage: Eukaryota; Metazoa; Chordata; Actinopteri; Atheriniformes; Melanotaeniidae
Product: epidermal retinol dehydrogenase 2-like
Exons: 7
Coding region: 269-1189 (306 amino acids)
Cellular component (GO): lipid droplet
Molecular function (GO): oxidoreductase activity, acting on the CH-OH group of donors, NAD or NADP as acceptor
Source: RefSeq, a predicted model, not a curated record
GGGCGUCUCCUGACUGGCGUACUGGAGUUUGCGGUGACAUCCUUUUACAUGUCGACGCCCUCCGGCUGAAUAAACUGCUGAUUCCACCCGGAGAAGCACUUAGUCGCGAGCCCGUGUCCUCCACAGACUCCACCGGGUCUUUAACACCUGGAACCCGUCGCUUUGACUCCGGUUUGACGAGCCGCGGGUCAUCACGUCAGUCGGACAAAGGUCAGAGACAAGCGGACCGCUGGUUAUCUGCUCGGAACGGCUCGUGUCCUGACUCAUCAUGAAUUUCUUCCUGGAAACAAUCCAAGUCCUCCUCCUGUCCAUCUGGUACAACGUGGAGUCUCUCGUUUACCUCUUACUUCCCAGGAAGAAGAAGAAUGUAGCUGGAGAGCUAGUGUUGAUCACCGGAGCAGGGAGUGGGAUCGGUCGCCUCAUGGCUCAGGAGUUUGCUGCUCUCGGCACCGUGUUGGUGUUGUGGGAUAUUAACCAGGAAGGUCUGAAGGAAACCGCCAGAAUCACCAAAUCCAGAGGAGCCAGCAGAGUCCACUAUUACCUGUGUGACUGCAGCGACAAGAAUGAAGUCUACAGAGUGGCUGACCAGGUGAAACGUGAAGUCGGUGACAUCAGCAUCCUGGUGAACAACGCUGGAAUCGUAACGGGAAAGAAAUUCAUCGACUCUCCAGAUUCCCUGAUUGAGAAGACCAUGGAGGUCAACACCAUGGCUCACUUCUGGACCUAUAAGGCCUUCCUUCCUGCCAUGAUUGCCAACAAUCAUGGACAUCUGGUCAGCAUUGCCAGCUCCGCUGGGCUCAUCGGAGUCAAUGGAUUGGCAGACUACUGUGCCAGUAAGUUUGCAGCAGUUGGCUUUGCAGAGUCUGUUGGCCUGGAGCUGCUGGCGACAGGGAAGCAUGGGGUGAAGACCACCAUCGUGUGCCCCUACUUCAUCAACACUGGGAUGUUCGAUGGAUGUCAGACCAAGUGGCCCAGUGUGCUCCCGAUUCUGAAUGCCGAGUAUGUUGCCAAGAAGAUCAUCCACGCGAUCCUGACAGACCAGAUCUACCUGCUGCUGCCAAAGAGCAUGUACUUCAUAAACGCCCUGAAGACAAUCCUGCCCGUGAAGCAGGGUGUCCUGCUGGGACACUACAUGGGAGCCUUCAACCUCAUGGACACAUUCAGGGGACGAACCAAAAAACAAGAGUGAGGUGAUGAAGAGGAGGGAGAGAUGAAGGAGCUCCAGCCAUCCACAUCGCACUGAGUCCUGUUUCAUUUCAACUAAUGAGUUUGGGACGUUCCUGAUAGAUUUCCUCUUAAAUUCUGUAGCAGACGUUUGUAAUCGCUGAUAAUGAAGUAAUGUGAGGAUGAUGAGUAGAACGUAACUCGGGAUUGUUUCAAUGUUUAAUGUUAAUGUUAAAAGUGUUUUAGUGCCUAAAUCCAGCCAUGAAAUCUUUAUUUUACUUGAAAUUACCUCGUUAAAAAAGUGCCAGUGCUGUCUACACACAAAACAUGGAGGCUGCGUUCUGACGGUCCACGCCUUCAAGAGACGGCUACACCAACGAGACCUUUAUUCCACCUCUGUGUCUGGUUUCAGUCUAACGGGACUGUGCUGAUGUUGUGAAGAAGUUCUGGUUCUGGUUUCAGGUGAAGGAGUUCACAUGUCAAACUCAGCCCGACCUGACAGGGAUUUUACCAUGAUUUAACUUUAACAGCUUAUUAUGUUCCUAACUGUGGUAACAAUAAAACCAACAGUGAACAGA